AUGCGCAUGAUUUUCAUGGCAUUAACCACAGCAGAAAUUAUGUAUCCACCGACAGGUGUUGAAGACACUACAUUCCAGGGCACACUAGGUUCGUUGGGAGCAUUUAAUAAGUGUCCGGAACCUAGAAAUGUUGUUGAAUAA
Molecule: messenger RNA, 141 nt
Organism: Dentiscutata erythropus
Lineage: Eukaryota; Fungi; Glomeromycota; Glomeromycetes; Diversisporales; Gigasporaceae
Source: the annotation of a GenBank genome assembly